CGUAACCGGGAGGGAAGGAGACGGAGAGGUGGCCGCGAGCCUUCCCUUCCCCUCCCACCCUCCGCGGCACCCAGUGCCCUGCGGCGCCUUGCUACUCUUGUUUUACGAAACAGCGAACCGAGGAACGGGUUUUAAAAGCUUUAGGCCAGCCGUCGCGCUAGACACAAUAUUGGCGUGCGGUCUGCGAGCAGGAUCUCCCGACCGGCAAGGACUUCGCACAGCACCGCAGCGCACGAGCACUGCUGUCCUCAGGACCAAGGACGACGACGAGCUCAUUCCCGUAGGGGGUACACGUUGCCAUGGGGAUACAGCGAUGGGUAUUGUUGGCGCUGGUGGCUGUAGCGGCGGUGGGGGCCCGACCCGCCGAGGACACUGCUGAAGAGCCGGCGCCUUCCACGAGGACCGCCAGAGCGCAGUACGGCAGCCUCAACGGAGUCGAUGCGGUGAUUGACCAGAACAUUCAGGAAAUGGCUUCCCAGCACGCCGAAUCAGCGGAGAAUGGUGAGCGGUAUGCUGGAGGUUAUCAGGAGGCCACAACCCUCCAUCCUUUGGAGGGUGACGGCGAAAACCUGGUGGCUGAUCACCGAUCCGGAAGACAGCUACCGCCCGACAGAACUGGACACAACCCGAUCCUCAGUUACCUGCUGCAGAGGGCGAACACCAACAGUACUGGUUAUUCAAGUGGCUCUAGAGGGGCUGUGAGGCGAAGGAUAACGCACCAGGAGACUAUUGUUGACCCAAGGCAGCCAUUUCCCGCGGCAACGAGCGGUGUUCCACAGGGGCAGAUAGUCGGCCCACAAAUGUCUGGCGCUCCAAGCGCAGGGCAGAAUAAUUUCGGCACCAGCAUGCAGGUCGUUCCUCCACAGAGCCACCCUGCCACUGGUUCUCCUGUUCAGAUCCCGGGUAGCCAGAAUUUCAUCGCACAAAGCGGACAAACGUAUCCUGCGACCAGUCAACCGUCUGGCAGCCUACGCAACGACGGGAAAGUGCCUGACGUUACCCUAUUUACCACCAUGAAUUUCUACCCUUCGAUCGUUGCAGGACAGCCGUAUCCGUACGCAUCAGCCGUAGACACCAAUAGACUCGAAAGUGGCGUGCAGGGACGCAUCAGUUGGCCCUUUUCCGAUUACUUCCCCAUUAUUAUUAAAGAUCCGAUCAACCAUUUUUACAACGCCUUCACCACCAUGGUCGAGUACGGGCCAGAGUCGGACGUCUGCGGAGGAGACUUCGGGGACGAACGGGACGAGAGCAAGAAGAACGGCAAGGGCAGGCGCCGAGGGAGGACGGGUCGCGCAGAUGCCACCAGUUUCACUGACGAGAAAGAAGGGUCCGGCGCGCAGGGUAGCAGCGCGGAGGUCGCGAAGCCAGUGCCGCUGUCCACUGUACAGUACGGACCCGUGGUGGCCCGGCUCUUAGUGCAGAAGGGAGGUGUGGCCAUUGCCGGUCCAGGAGGCUCUGCAGACAGCGGGAUUGGAGGGACAUCCGUGGUAGGACCCGGAGGGAUCGUCUAUGCCAGGCCUAAUGGACUCGCAGUCUUGGGUCCUGGAGCCAAAGUGAUCAGCCUGCCCGUGGGGUCCUCGGAACCCAGAAGUGCCAGGGAUCCCCUGCCUGCGGGAGCAAGAAUACUCGCCGUCGGCCCAACUGUGUAUUUCCAUUCAGCCACUCUCUAGUAAUCGACACUGGUUCAUCAAUCCCUGUACAUAAACAUUCACAACUGUGCCUGCAACAAGAGAAUGUUAUUUAUUAAGAGCAACUAUUUUAAUAAAUGGCGGUCACUAUGCUAUAAUUGCACUUGACUUAACAUUUGUUGUUGUUGUUGUCGUCUUCAGUCCUGAGACUGGUUUGAUGCAGCUCUCCAUGCUACUCUAUCCUGUGCAAGCUUCUUCAUCUCCUAGUACUUAUUGCAAUCUACAUCCUCCUGAAUCUGCUUAGUGUAUUCAUGUCUUGGUCUCCCUCUACGAUUUUUACCCUCCAUGCUAAUCUGCUGAUCCCUUGAUGCCUCAGAACAUGUCCUACCAACCGGUCCCUUCUUCUAGUCAAGUUGUGCCACAAACUCCUCUUCUCCCCAAUUCUGUUUCACUUCCAUACAUGGCUACACUCCUUACAAAUGAUUUCAGAAACAACUUCCUGACACUUAAAUCUACACUCGAUGUUAACAAAUUUCUCUUCUUCAGAAACGAUUUCCUUGCCAUUGCCAGUCUACAUUUUAUAUCAUCUCUACUUCGACCAUCAUCAGUUUCUUUGCUCCCCAAAUAGCAAAACUCCUUUACUACUUUCAGCAUCUCAUUUCCUAGUCCAAUUCCCUCAGCAUGACCCAACUUAAUUCGAGUACAUUCCAUUAUCCUCGUUUUGCUUUUGUUGAUGUUCAUCUUAUAUUUGUUACACACUCAUAAAAACACGGAAUUUCGUCUUAAGUAUACUCAGCAGAACAUUCCAUAUCAGGCAAAGCUAAAAGUUUAAAUAGUCUCAAAAAAUGUAUUUAAGAGAGCGAGGUUAGUACACUUUCAUCUGAAAGCUCCUUUAUAACAAUUCAUUUUGUACCUGCUUCCCAGUUACUUCACUCCUAGGGGUGCUAGGUGUGUCUUACCUCGAGUGUAUUUUUUUUUUUUCGUUAUAGUAAAAGCAAAAGCAAAGAAAUAUGUCUUUGAUUAUUUUGAAUGUCAUCACUUGACAUUUCAUUCCUAGCGAUGCUAGGAGUGCCUUUCAUAUAUAGUGCACGGCUUUCGUUCGAAUAUGUAUAAUAAUUAAAAUUAAAGUUAAAACUUCAGCCCUGAAAGUUUAAAUUUUGUCGGUUAACACCAAAUCUAAACUUUAAAGUCCUUAAGCUGUUCUUUGCCAUUGCCUGUUAACUAGUGCAAACUCAGUGAACCACUAGUAAACUCUGCACCUGCCUGGAGUCACACCCUGCUUCUUCGGUAAGGCCACACUUCCUUGUCGUCUAAAUCUUCCCACUGUAACUCGAAUCUCUCCAAUGUGCCUACAGUCUUUGGUGUAAUCCAGACUCGGUCACUUUCAUAGUUGUAUCAUAAAUCUACAUGUAGCUACCAACCCUCUUCAUCUUAUAGAAAAAAUUGCUCACGAGCUUGAGUGGAUACUUUGCAGUAGAAACAUAUGGAUUGGUGGCUCACAAUUUUUAUGUAUUGUCAGUGUUGCUAGACGUCUGAGAUGAUGAGAACUUAUGUGUACCAUCGCUAGGCGUACGUGAGAGAGCCGCAGAGACUAUUCACGUCACUUCGUUGAAGUGUAUGUCGGUCUUCUUUACCUCUGUGUUGUGUAUCCAGACGGCAGCGGAGUAUUCCCUAACAUUUUAGGCUAACUGAGGUACUCAGGGUCUUAACAUUACUGCCUCAAAUCGUCUCUGCCACUGUUUAAUAUUUUCUUGCUCCUCUUCCACUUCCGACAUGCGCCUUCGACAUGCUGUCUCUGCUAGAGUGUACGAUUUAUUUUAACCCUCAGAUAAUAUGACUGAAAAAUGAUUGAUUGGUUCGCUCUUGACGGUUCCGUCCAUUUCCCCGUUACUCAUGUGCAUCACUGAGUACAGAGUCAAAUUCACUGUCAGGUUCGAUUCUUUUUAAUGGUUCUAUGGAGUUAAUGAAACGCAUUACAGUGACUUCAGAUGUGCUUGUCUGUGCCACUAUGGCCAGGUAAUCGGCUUAUGUAUAUGCCCCAAACUCAGUUUUGGAGUAUCAUGCUUGAAAUACACAUGUUUGAAGAACACAUGUGACAAUAGUGAUCCCUGCUGCAGGUCAUUUAUUAGCGUGUUUUCUGCUCUACUUGUCGUGCCAACGUUCAACAAAUUUCCAUUUCCUUUAACAUCUUUGUCAUGUUCAUAAGGAUUUUUUUUUUUCAUUACCACCCAACUCAUCGCUGCUGCCAGUAUCAACAGACAUAGCUAUUGGAACUUAUAACUGUGGAUUCAGUUCAGACUGCCUCCUGGCACUUGUUCACUUCCCUGCCUAUGUUAUUGCCCCCAAUUCCUUUUUACUUAGUAAGUUAAAAUAGUUUCUUUAGUUUUGCCAACUGAAGAACAUUUAGGAAUAUUCCAAAGUAUCUUUAUCGUUCGUCUUUUAGAUAGUUACUGAUGCUUUUCGUUGUACCUCCAGAAUUCAUAUUUUCUAUUUCAAACACGCACCUAAUGCCUCAGAUACUUUUGUUGCUCAUGGAAGACGACGACUUUUCGUUAUGUUUCUAGCUGUAGAACUGCGUGAAAGAAUUGCUUGCUUGAAGUUAACCUAAACGAGAGAACAGCAUUUCAGGAAACCAGGGACUUCGCUCUCUGCAUUUCCCUUAUUUCAAUUUUAAGGUGAAAUAAAUGUUUCUUCGAAAAUUUUGUCGUUGUUCAGAAAGAAAGAAAUCAUAGAAAUCCUCUCUUAAUAUCGGAAAACGAAGAAAAUUACUUUUUUAAUAGCUGGAAGUAGGUGUCAGCGGAUUGCUGGCGACAUCGGUAUUUGUCCACCAAUCUUUCUCAUUCCUGAAUCACCUAUAAACAUCAUCUUGGGACUAAUUCUUCUGUACCAUACUAUGGCGGCAUUUGCAGAAGGGAGAGUUGAUUUGGAAGAUGGGUUGGAUUUAGUACUAGCUUCUUCACCGAUCGCUCUCUAUUACUACCUCGUCGGUUGCACAUAAUCCUUAUAUCCUAAAAAUAAAUCCAAAUCUGGUACUCACAUACAGUGCACUGGAAAUCAGUCAGAAGUAUCUCUUAGUUGAUGAAAUUCACAGUUAAAGUAUAUGGAAGAAACAUCAUCGUCAAAGUCUGUUCUUCCUUUCAUUGUUUGCUCACCUGUUGAGCAGGUUGGACUUAGAAUGAUUCUCUUUCACGUUCUACAUCUACAUACAUACUCCGCAAUCCACCAUACGGUGCGUGGCGGAGGGUAUCUCGUAGCACAACUAGCAUCUUCUCUCCCUGUUCCACUCCCAAACAGAACGAGGGAAAAAUGACUGCCUAUAUGCCUCUGUACGAGCCCUGAUCUCUCUUAUCUUUGUGGUCUUUCCGCGUGAUGUAAGUUGACGGCAGUAAAAUUAUACUGCAGUCCGCCUCAAAUGCUGGUUCUCUAAAUUUCUUCAGUAGCGAUUGACGAAUAGAACGCCUCCUUUCCUCUAGAGACUCCCACCCGAGUUCCUAAAGUAUUUCCGUAACACUCGCGUGAUGAUCAAACCUACCAGUAACAAAUCUAGCUGCCCGCCUCUGAAUUGCUUCUAUGUUACCUCUCUCAAUCCAACUUGAUAGGGAUCCCAAACGCUCGAGGAGUACUCAAGAAUAGGUCGUAUUAGUGUUUCACAAGCGGUCUCCUUUACAGAUGAACCACAUCUUCCCAUAAUUCUACCAAUGAACCGAAGACGACUAUCCGCCUUCCCCACAACUGCCGUUACAUGCUUGUCCCACUUCAUAUCGUUCUGCAGUGUUACGCCAGAAUAUUUAAUCGACGUGACUGUCAAGCGCUACACUGCUAAUGGAGUAUUAAAACAUUACGGGAUUCUUUUUCCUAUUCAUCUGCAUUAAUUUACAUUUACCUAUAUUUAGAGUUAACUGCCAUUCUUUACAGCAAUCACAAAUCCUGUCCAAGUCAUCCUGUAUCCUCCUACAGUCACUCAACGACGACCUUCGCGUACACCAGAGUAUCAUCGGCAAACAGCUGCACAUUGCUAUCCACCCUAUCCAAAAGGUCAUUUAUGUAGAAAGAAAACAGCGGACCUACCACACUUCCCUGGGGCAUUCCAGAUGAUACCCUCACCUCCGAUGAAAACUCACUAUCGAGGACUACGUACUGUGUUCUAUUACUUAAGAAGUCUUCGAGCCACUCACAUACUUGGGAACCAAUCCCAUAUGCUCGUACCUUAGUUAGGAGUCUGCAGUGGGGCACCGAGUCAAACGCUUUCCGGAAGUCAAGGAAUAUGGCAUCCGUCUCAUACCCUUCAUCCAUGGUUCGCAAGAUAUCAUGUAAAAAAUGGGCGAGUUACGUUAAUAUCAACGUGAAAAAUCAAUGCAAGUGCCCAGCAAAACUAGAAUGCAAAACGCAGUUUAGUACAGCAGACCGCCUAUCCCUACUAUUAUUCGAAUUUUUUUAGUGAUAGCGAGAAUAUAAUGGCCAGGAUGAAUCUUUCAUAUUGCAGUGGGGUGUAGACUGGGGGUAGUACUCAACGCCUUUCCUUAAGCGGGCAAAUGCUAUCUGCGAUAGAUCCAGUUCUGUCACCACCCCCUCCCCAACAUCUCUCAGGACAUUUCAGACAUAAUAAAUGUGUGAGGUACUUCAUAAUGCUAGACUUAGAUUGUAAAAUACUAUCCAAGUGUGAAAAAUUGAUCGUAUCUAUGUUCUAAAAUACUGUAAAAUACUCUAUUUGCACGACUGUUGAUUUUAAUUUUGUAAAUAUAACUUAAUUGUAUUUAUUUAAUAGCACUGUAAUGCUUUAUUAUAUAAAAUUUGCUUCAGGAAUAAAGAAUUGUGUAUUCCUUGUG
Molecule: messenger RNA, 6454 nt
Organism: Schistocerca gregaria
Lineage: Eukaryota; Metazoa; Arthropoda; Insecta; Orthoptera; Acrididae
Product: translation initiation factor IF-2-like
Exons: 3
Coding region: 300-1670 (456 amino acids)
Source: RefSeq, a predicted model, not a curated record